CAAAUUUGAUUGGUCGUCUGUUACGUGUCACGAUAUAAUUGGUCGUGUCUCGUGGCCACCUGCCCACCCUCUUUAUGUAAACUCGAACUGUUACAACCUCUAACCCACAUCGGGAUUUCUCGGAGCGGGUCAAAUAACGAGCCGCGUCCUGCUCUACUUCUCUGCGAGCUCCAUUUCCGCCAUCGACAGAUCGCGUCCAAAAGUUAUUGUCAUUGACUCGUGAGAAAAAAUGGGAGGAGGAUUCAGGGUGCUCCAUCUGGUGAGACCUUUCCUUUCGUUCCUGCCCGAGGUGCAGAGCGCAGACAGGAAGAUCCCUUUUAGGGAGAAGGUCAUCUACACUGUCAUCGCUCUCUUCAUCUUCUUGGUCUGCAGCCAGCUGCCGCUCUAUGGCAUCCACUCCACCACCGGCGCCGAUCCUUUCUACUGGAUGCGUGUGAUUCUCGCAUCCAACAGGGGUACGGUUAUGGAGCUCGGGAUUACCCCUAUUGUUACCUCUGGGCUGGUGAUGCAGCUCUUGGCUGGAUCCAAGAUCAUUGAGGUCGACAACAGCGUUCGUGAGGAUCGUGCUUUGCUGAAUGGCGCACAGAAGCUGUUGGGUAUCCUGAUUGCUGUUGGUGAGGCUGUUGCAUAUGUGCUAUCUGGGAUGUACGGAAGUGUUGGUCAGUUGGGUGUUGGGAAUGCGAUUCUCAUCAUUCUUCAGUUGUGCUUCGCUGGAAUCAUUGUUAUAUGUCUGGAUGAGCUGCUCCAGAAGGGAUAUGGUCUUGGCUCUGGGAUUUCUCUCUUCAUUGCCACCAACAUCUGUGAAAACAUCAUCUGGAAAGCAUUCAGCCCUACAACAAUCAACAGUGGUCGGGGUGCCGAGUUCGAGGGUGCUGUUAUUGCCUUGUUCCAUCUCUUAAUUACUAGGACGGACAAAGUUCGUGCUCUUCGAGAGGCUUUCUACCGACAGAAUCUUCCAAAUGUUACUAAUUUGCUUGCCACAGUCUUGAUCUUCCUCAUUGUUAUCUACUUCCAAGGUUUCCGUGUUGUGCUACCUGUGAGGUCAAAGAAUGCUCGUGGGCAGCAGGGUUCAUACCCAAUUAAGCUUUUCUACACCUCCAACAUGCCAAUCAUCCUCCAAUCUGCUCUUGUUUCCAACCUCUACUUCAUCUCUCAGCUGCUCUACAGGAAGUACAGCGGCAAUUUCUUUGUCAACUUGUUGGGAAAGUGGAAGGAGUCUGAAUACUCUGGUGGCCAGUUUAUCCCUGUUGGUGGCCUUGCAUACUACGUCACUGCGCCAGCUAGCUUGGCAGACAUGGCAGCCAACCCAUUCCAUGCAUUGUUUUACCUGGUAUUUAUGCUCGGUGCUUGCGCGCUCUUCUCAAAAACCUGGAUUGAGGUUUCUGGAUCUUCUGCCCGUGAUGUUGCCAAGCAAUUGAAGGUACGAUUUGGUGAGCAACAAAUGGUGAUGCCAGGACACCGUGACUCGAACCUGCAGAAGGAGCUGAACCGCUACAUCCCAACGGCAGCUGCUUUCGGUGGGAUUUGCAUUGGUGCAUUGACCGUGCUGGCCGAUUUCAUGGGAGCAAUCGGUUCGGGAACUGGAAUCCUGCUGGCAGUCACCAUCAUCUACCAGUACUUUGAGACCUUCGAGAAGGAGAAGGCCAGCGAGCUCGGCUUCUUUGGCUUCUGAGAACCCUGUUAGCGUUCCUGCUGUAGUAGUUGUUUUCCCCCAUGUAUCCUUCUGUUAAUUAAAAGUGUUAGGAAGAGAAGAACAUACGAAAAGUUGGAAAAAGUGACAGUUUUUGAGUGAGAAGCUAGUUCUUUUUUCAUUUGACUACUGUUUUAGCACAUUUAGCGAGGACUUGAGAACUCGGAAGUUUAGUACUUAAUGUUAAAGCUGGUUGAUAUGUGGGAUUGGGGACGUAUCAGUAAUUGCAGAGCAUGGUUCAUCCGACGGUGACCAAUGUCUAACGAAACGGACGAAUCGAUGUUCACCGAUGCUAUCUGUC
This is a messenger RNA of Linum tenue, 1991 nucleotides long. The record is from the annotation of a GenBank genome assembly. NCBI's taxonomy places the organism in Eukaryota, Viridiplantae, Streptophyta, Magnoliopsida, Malpighiales, Linaceae.